AUGGUGAAUGAAAAACGUCGAUCCCGUUCCAGGGAGCGGGAUGCCCGGGCAGACCGUGAUCGUGAAAGAGAACGAGACCGGGACCGCGAACGUGAACGUGAAAGGGAUCGGGAACGAGAACGAGACCGUGACCGUGAUUGGGACCGAAGGCGUGAACGUGAUCGGGAUCGACACCGCGAUCCGCCACAAAGGGAACGCCCGGGAGACCGGGACCGGGCUGAGCGAGAUCGGGAACGUGAACGUGAACGCGAACGGGAACGUGAACGUGAUCGGACAGAUGAAAAGGACAAACCACGCAAAGAUAAGGCGGACGAUGAACAAGAAGAAGACCUCAAAAAGACGGAAACGAACGUGGAUCUUAAAGCGGACCUCGUGAAGAAAGAACCACUUUCGCUAGAGGAGCUUCUAACUAAAAAGAAAGCAGAAGAGGCCGCCCGUAGCAAACCGGUGUUCAUAACCAAAGAGCAGCGCGCGGCGGAAGCUGUAAAGCGCCGUCAGGAAGAGGUAGCCGCCAUGAAAGCUGCAGCCGCUGCGAAUGUGCCCAAGUUUGGCGAUGUUCCCGUAACAACCUUGUUAAACCGUGAAAAGCGGGAUCCACUCGACAAGUAUGAUCGGCGCGAACGCGAGAGAAAAAUGGCAGCCAAUGAUGAACGAGACAAGGAAAAGGACGCUGACAAAAGGCGUUCGGGUGCGGCCACAACAGAAGCCGAACCGGUUGUAAAAGACAAAGAAAAGGAGCAAGAAGCCAUCCGGGAGCGGUAUUUGGGUAUUGUGAAGAAGAAACGUCGCGUAAGACGUUUGAACGAUCGUAAGUUUGUGUUUGAUUGGGAUGCCGGUGAGGACACUUCGAUCGAUUACAACAACUUGUACAAAGAGCGACAUCACGUGCAGUUUUACGGUAGAGGACAUGUUGCUGGUAUUGACAUUAAGGAGCAGAAGCGCAAACAGAGCAAGUUUUAUGGCGAUCUGUUGGAGAAGCGCCGUACGGAGGCGGAGAAGGAGCAGGAGAAGGUACGUUUGAAGAAGGUGAAAAAGAAAGAGGACAAACAGAAGUGGGACGAUCGGCACUGGUCGGAGAAAGAUGUGGAUGAGAUGACGGAGCGCGAUUGGCGUAUCUUUCGGGAAGAUUACAACAUUACGAUCAAGGGUGGCAAGAUUCCGAACCCGAUUCGCACGUGGAAGGAAUCAGGCUUCCCGAAGGAAAUUUUGGAAAUUAUCGACAAAGUUGGUUACAAGGAUCCUACACCGAUUCAGCGGCAGGCCAUCCCGAUCGGAUUGCAAAAUCGAGACAUUAUCGGUAUUGCAGAGACGGGUUCUGGUAAAACUCUCGCUUUCCUUAUCCCGCUAUUGACGUGGAUUCAAUCACUGCCCAAAAUCGAUCGAUUGGAGACAGCCGAUCAAGGCCCUUAUGCGAUUAUCCUUGCGCCAACGCGUGAACUUGCUCAGCAGAUAGAGGAAGAAACACAAAAGUUCGGUACACCGCUGGGCAUUCGUACCGUUGUCGUCGUAGGUGGUUUGUCUCGUGAAGAGCAAGGAUUCCGGCUGCGAUUGGGUUGCGAGAUAGUAAUUGCUACUCCGGGUCGUUUGAUCGAUGUGCUGGAAAAUCGCUAUCUCGUCCUUAACCAAUGUACGUACAUCGUAAUGGACGAAGCGGAUCGUAUGAUUGACAUGGGCUUCGAGCCGGACGUACAGAAGAUCUUGGAGUACAUGCCAGUGUCGAACUUGAAGCCGGACACCGAAGAAGCUGAAGAUGCAUCGAAAUUGAUGGAAAACUUUAACACGAAGAAGAAGUACAGACAAACGGUGAUGUUUACCGCUACUAUGCCACCGGCCGUAGAGCGACUUGCGCGAACGUAUCUUCGUCGACCCGCCACCGUGUACAUCGGCUCGAUCGGUAAACCAACAGAGCGCACGGAACAGAUCAUCCACAUAAUGGGCGAGAACGAUAAGCGCAAGAAGUUGAUGGAAAUUCUGUCACGUGGUGUCGAACCACCGUGCAUCAUUUUCGUCAACCAGAAGAAGGGUGCGGACGUGUUGGCGAAGGGUUUGGAAAAGUUGGGCUACAACGCGUGUACGCUGCACGGUGGCAAGGGACAGGAGCAGCGUGAGUAUGCGCUGGCAUCGCUUAAGAACGGUUCGAAGGACAUCCUGGUCGCGACGGACGUUGCUGGACGUGGUAUCGACAUCAAGGAUGUGUCGCUCGUAAUCAACUACGAUAUGGCGAAAACGAUCGAGGAUUACACGCAUCGUAUCGGUCGUACCGGUCGUGCCGGAAAGACUGGUUGUGCGAUUUCCUUCUGCACCAAGGACGACAGUCAUCUAUUCUACGAUCUUAAGCAGAUGCUUAUGUCCAGCCCGGUAUCAGUCUGUCCUCCGGAGCUGAUGAACCAUCCCGACGCCCAGCACAAACCAGGCACGGUAGUGACGAAGAAGCGAAGGGAAGAGAAAAUAUUCGCGUAA
Molecule: messenger RNA, 2460 nt
Organism: Anopheles marshallii
Lineage: Eukaryota; Metazoa; Arthropoda; Insecta; Diptera; Culicidae
Product: probable ATP-dependent RNA helicase DDX23
Exons: 1
Coding region: 1-2460 (819 amino acids)
Biological process (GO): mRNA splicing, via spliceosome
Cellular component (GO): catalytic step 2 spliceosome
Molecular function (GO): ATP binding; RNA binding; RNA helicase activity
Source: RefSeq, a predicted model, not a curated record